Messenger RNA from Pantherophis guttatus, 5221 nucleotides. The record is from RefSeq and is a predicted model, not a curated record. Lineage: Eukaryota; Metazoa; Chordata; Lepidosauria; Squamata; Colubridae.
AAAUAUGGGUUCUCCUUCUGAAAACAGUGACACCAUCCCAAGUGUUUCCUCAGAUGAGGUAGACACACAAGGCAACGGUGAAGACCGCAGUGUGUCAGAUCUCCCACCUUCUGAUACAGAUCUCUCUUCAAUUUCUGAAACCCCACUGGCAACUUCUUCCCAACCACCAAAAGAAAAUGACACGGAAACAUACUCAGAGGUUCCAGAAGAUUCUGUUUCCAUCGAUGGAGAAGAAACUUCCUCUGCUCCAUCCAUCAUAAACUCUCAGUCGGCUCUUGCAGAAGCUACUGAGGAACCAAACAUUUCUGGAGACUUAAGCGAUGGACCAAUCAUAUCUCCUAAAGAAGAGAGAAUUGGAUCUACUUCGGAGCCAGGGGUUAAUGAGGAACAUCUUCUAGAUGGUGACAAUACCCAGGACAAAAUCAAUACUCCACCUUCUGAUCAACAGCUAGUUUCUGAAGAUAUACUGGAAACUAGUAUCCCAAGCUCUGGCGAUGAACCAGGUGUAAAAUCUGGAACAAUUUCUCCCCUUGUAGACACUGAGACGUCAACAAAAACUCAGGAACCCUCAGGAGAAACAUCUUCUGCAUCUAUUGAGGAUAUGCUCUCCAAUUCAGAGAAUGAAGAUGGAGAACCCUCCCCAAGUCUAUCAUCCAAAACUCUUGAUUCUUCUCCAGGCGGUGAAGUUGUAGAUGAAAAUAGUGAUGGGGAAGAUGACACAGGAUCAGCUUCAUCAGCCAAAACAGCCAUUACAGUGAACAACGAUGGUCAGCCUGGAAGUGACUUUCCUGUGGGACAAUUAGUAACUUCACCCAUUGGAGGAAUUUUAGCUCUGGCACCUAUAGAAGAUGGAGAGACCUCAGUCCCAAGGGAUGAUGCUCAAUUGUCAACAGGAGCCGUAUCCUCUGAGGAUGCGACACCACAAUCAGCCUCUUCUGCUGAAGGAAUGGAAACUUCUGCUUCUGAGCCAUCCGCUGUGGGUUCUCAACCAUCUCCAGAUGAUGAAGCAGCACCUGAAACUUCUAAUGAGACAGAACAAACAUCUGCAACUAGUGAGAAUGUAUCACCUAUGGCUUCAUCGACCGCAGAGUCACAAGAACCCACAACCUCAGAAAGUGGUGAGUUUUCUGGAGCACUCAACGAAGAACGUCCUGCCUCCCCUGUUGAAGUGGCGGGAAUUGCCAAUUCACCUCCAGCAACUGACAAAUCAUCUCAGUUCCUUCCAGAAGGUGUGGCUUCUUCUGAUGGAGUAGAAGAUUCCGAAGACCUCACUAAUACGAUCGGUGAGAUAUCUUCUCAAGGUCCAUUGGACAGAGGAUCAGAGUCUAAAACAUCUACCAGUGAAGAGGAUACUGAAGGACGUAGUGAUGGAGAACUGUCCCUAAAUAAUAACGGGACUGAAACAGCCACGGUGGAAUCAGCAAAUAAUGGAGGAUCUCAGCUACUUCCUGAUGGUGCUCAGCCAUCUACAACCACUGGAACUUCUGAGAUAUCAGAAGGUCCCUCCAGUGUAAAUGGGCAGGAAGGAUCUUUGAUCCCAUCAGCUGCAGAGUCACAUUCAACUUCUACUUCUACUGAAGAAGUGGAAAAUGCCAACUUAGAAUCUGGGACUCAACCAUCUCUAGAUGGUUCACCAACAACAGAGGUUCAAGAUUCUAAGAGCGCAGAAGCAGCAGAAGAUACUUCCAACGAUGGGGAGAAAUUGUCUUUGACCUUAUCAGCCACAGCAUCAAAAUCUCCUGGAAUAUCAGAUGGCGAGGAUGUUUCUGGAGGAACUGGUGAAGAGUUGGAAAUGACUGGUUCGGGGUCAACAAAUAAUGCAGGAGCUCAGCCAUCUGUGGUGGCUGGUGGAGCCACUGAAACAUCUGAUGCGUCCAACAGAGUAGAACCAUUAGAAAGCUCUUCUGCCAAUGAGGGAGAUACUUCUUUAGGUUCCUCAGCUGCAGAAUCAUCAACUGCACCAGAAGUUCAAGAGGUCUCUGGAAAACCUAGCGAUGGAGAUGGGAUGGAAGCAGUCAAUUCAGAACCAGCAACUAACGCAGAACCUCAAUCAUCUCCAAAUGAUGUUGUUGGGCCAGGUGGAGCUCCAGCUCCUGAAGAGGCAGGAACACCAGAAGUCUCAGGAACGAAUGAAGGAUCUUUGGCUGCAUCUGCUCCAGAAUCACAAGCCAUCUCUUCUUCCAAUGAAGAAGAAACUAGCAACACAGCCACAAAUGCAGGAUCUCAACUACCUCUAGAUGGAGAAUCAACAGCAGGGACUCUACCUCCUGAUGGUGCAGAGAUAGCAGAAGCGUCUUCCAGCGUGCCUGAGGAAAAGGGACCUUUGUCUCCAUCCACUCCAGAGUCACUAGAAGAUUCAUCUUCCGCCAAAGAGGUGGAAACUGCCAGCAGAAAGUCAACAACCGAUGAAGGAUCUCAGCUAUCAGCAGAUGGAACUUCACCAGAAGAUUCCCUUGCUUCUGAGGGAGCAGAACCAAAAGAAAGCCACUCCAUCGCCAGUGGGGACAAGGCUUCUCCAGUUCCAUCAGCCACAGAAGUACAAUUGCCAGAAACAUCUGCCAACGAAAAAGUUCUUGGAGGACUUGAGAAUGGAGAAUCUUCCUUAUCCCCAGGAAAAGAGAUAGCCAACACAGAGUCAUCAUCAAACAAUGCAGGAUCUCAAACAUCUCCAGAUAGCGUAGCAACAGAAGGGGAAGAAGCAGAGACAUCUCAAGACAAUUCAAUUGUAAGCGAGAAGCAAUUAUCCUUAGCUCCAUCGUCUACUAAACCACAGUCCCCUGGGACAUUGGUCAGCAAAGAUGUUUCUGAAAACCUGGUUAAUGGAGAACCAGCGCUCUCCACCGAUGGAGGGAAGGAUAUUGCCAACAUAGGAACAGCAGGUGCCCAAGCGUCCAUGUCUUCCACAGGAACAGAUCCGAAUCAAAACAAUAUAGCAGAGCAAUUUGGACAAAAUUCAGAGUCAAUAAGUGGACAACCUUCUGCUGAUGGAGCCAUGAUUGGUAAAUCUCCAGAAGAAACCUUGAUUCCCAGCUCAGUGUCUUCUGAUGGGAAUUUGGCCACCCAAGGAACAAGCCAGGAUUUUGGUGCUCCAGGUUCUUCUCAGCCAUCUUCAGAUAUCCAGGGCAAUUUGGCAAAUUCCAUCAAUGCUGGACGUACAGAAGACUCUCUUCUCUCUCUAGGUGACCAUAUUUCUAUUGGUGAUACUUUGGGUGUACCAGAAGGUCCAAUCUUGGAUGCAAAAGCAGGUGGAGAGGUUCUCCAAGGAGCCUCUGAGGCUUUGGCCAGUGUCAAUAACUUAAUCCAUCCAUCUUCUGCCGAAGGAACCAAACCAGCAGCAGGUCAACUAUCAGGAGUGGCAUCUCCAUUGGCUUUCUUGCUUCCCAAAAAUGGCCUGCUCUUAACAUCUUCUAAUUUAGGUGGCCCAAAGCUAGGAAAUGUGGUUGGGAAAGGUUCAUCUCCCUCAACGCCAGAAGAACAAAGUGAAGUUGUCAAUUCAAUCUUGGCAGUUCACAAGGAGAUAUCCACAGCUUCUUCUGCAGAUGGAGGCCAACCUUCUCUUUUGGGUGCUAAAGGAAGUCCAGCAAAGGUAUCAAAGUUGCUUCCUGGGAAACCAGGACCUCAAGACAAAGUAGAUGCCCUUCUCCUGCCCUCCAAGCCUGAAGUCCCAGCAAAGGCAUCAAAAUUGACUUCUGGAAAACCAGGACUUCAAGGUAAAGCAGAUGCCCCUCAACUGUCCUCCAAGCCUGCAGUCCCAGAGGAGACACCACAGUUGCCUUCUGGAAAAUCAGAACCUCAACUCACAGCAGAUAGCCAUCUCCUGUCCUUCAACUCUGACGUCGUAGCCAAUUCAGAGCGCACCGUUCCUGGGAAACCGGGUUCCUCAUCUUCAGAGAGCACUUCUGCUUCAGAUGAGAAUGACAGGGACUCUUCAAGUAGCUCCAACCUGUCAGAAGAGCGCCAGAGUUUCAUGAAAGGUAAGGUUGCUCUUGACUUAAGCAAAGCCAAACCGGGCGGGAGUGAACAUCUUGCCUUAUCUGGAGUGGGCCUACUAGCCAUAAAGUCCUCAGAACCCACCGGCAAAACCGCAAAGAAGAAGUCCGAUUCGAAGAAGUCCAAGGACAAGAAAAACAAACGAAAUGAAAAACCCGCCAUCAUCACUGGUGUACCAUCAGGUGCAGCGGUCUCCUUGUACCCCUACGGUGCCAGCGUGAACGAUAAGCAGUACGUCGAAAGGAAAGUGGAUUUUAACUCGCCCCUCUUCAAGCCCGAGAUUGGGAUCCCGCUUGGAAAAACCCUCCGCAACUCUCUUUACUUCACGGAUAACGGACAGAUCGUCUUCCCCGCCUCUGACAAAGAUAUUUCCAGCUAUCCCAAGCCACCUUCCGGUGGUUUUAAUGGUCGUGAGGAAGUGCCCAUGGUGGCUGUGUUUUGGGACAAUGCUGACUUCUCCAAAGGAUCUGGCACCAUCUUUUACCAGGAAUAUCCUUGUGGGAAUUCUGCCAAGCACCCCCUUGUCCAAGAUGUGGAAGCAAAGAUUCGCCAGUACGUCAACUCUUCCUACAGAGCCCGGUGGUUACUCAAAGUUACCUGGGACAAAGUCCAACGCUACCCGGCGCAGAGACAGACCAGCAAGACGAACACCUAUCAAGCCGUUCUCACCACAGACGGUUACCGAACCUACGCGCUGUUCCUUUACCAAGAGGGAGGGAUGCAGUGGGACUACACCAAACUCUCAGCCCCCAACGCGCUGAUCGGGUACACCAGCGGCGAUGGAUAUUUCAAAAACGAUAAUUUGAUGACUCGAACCCCAGCUGAGAAAUACCGGCCAGAUGGCUUCCAAGGUUACAAUACAGAUGUGCGUGGCCUGUGGAUAUACAAACUGGAUAGCUGGAUCCGUGUGAAUUACCGGCAGAGGUGCCUGGAUUGGUUGAGUCACGAGAGAUUUCCAUCGGCCUGGAACAGGAACCUGCCCGCUUGUCCGUGCUCUCUGCAACAGGGGAUGUCGGACUACCGCUACACCACCAGCCAAAAAGGUGGAGAGAAUUCCGGCUUAACCCUGCUGUAUUCGUCCAGUCCAAAUAACUACGGGGCAGGCGUCCGAUGUCUCUACAACCAAAACGGCCAGCUUCAAGAAGGUCGGCAAGAGAGAAUUUGGAAAACGUCCAGGAAAAACUACCCCAACAACGGUGAGCCACGGAAGGGAUGAAGGGUGGAGGUUUUU